CUGCAGGGAAGUGAGUAGACACCAUCCUCCCACUCUCGGACUCUCCACUACUCUUCGCCGCUCGCCGCCUCCUUGCUCUCACCGCCGGUCACGACGGCGCCGCCACCCACCCGGUCCAUCACCUCCUCUCCCGCCGAGCAACGCUGGAAUGGCCGGCCGCGGAAACGCCACCGGCUCCACCCGCACCCGCGCCUCCGUCAACGUCGUCGCGGUCCACGGUGGUAAAGAUUUGUACAAAUCCUGCUCGUUGUUCCAAGAUUCCGUCGAUUGGUUUUCGCCGAAAGAAAAGCAAAAUUAUUCGCAAAGUGCGGCGGCGAUGGAGCUAUUCCCCGUCGAUUUCCCCUUUCCACGCCCUCCAUUGGCGUUUGGCGCGACGGAUCGGCAUCAAUCCCCCCUCCCCCACGAAGCUUCCAUUGGUUCCCCCGCGUGUUCUUGACCCCUUCAUCUUCCAUGGAUCCGGGCAUCUCACUCUCGCUGCAGCCAUAGCUCGUCUGGGUGUUCUUGGUCUCCCAAAACCACCAAAGAUCAAGCGUUGCACGGUUGCACCUGAGAUUCAGAGAGAGGAGGAUUGGGAAAGAUGGUCGGAGCCACGGCGAGUGCUUUGAUCGGGGUGAUGAAUCCCCUCCUCACGAAGCUCUCCGGCCUGCUCGAGAGGGAGUACGGCAAGCUCAAGGGGGUGGGCCGCGAGGUCGCGCUCCUGCGAGACGAGCUGAGCAGCAUGAACACCGCGCUGGAGGCGGUCUCCGAUUCGGAGGAGGAGCCCAGCUCGCAGGUCAAGGAGUGGAUGCGCCAGCUGCGGGAGCUGUCCUAUGAUGUAGAGGAUUGCAUCGACGUCUUCGUGCACCGCCUUGGCCACCAUGACCCCGGCGACGGGCUCUUCCGCAGGACCAAACGCCGGCUCAAGGCUCUCCGGAGCCGCCACUGCAUCGCAGGCCAGAUCGCCGAGCUGAAGGAUCGUGCCGUGCUGGUCAAUGACCGGCGCAAGAGGUAUGAGUUGGAUGCAGCUGCAUCUAGCUCUGCUGCGAUCGCCAUCGAUUCCAGGCUGCCUGCGCUGUUCGAGGAGAUGGACAGGCUUGUGGGCAUCGAAGGUCCAAGGGAUGAACUUGUUGAAUUUCUUACGGGAGGAAUCAAUUUGGCUCCACAACGCAGAGUUGUCUCUAUUGUCGGAUUUGGGGGAUUAGGCAAGACAACUCUUGCCAAUCAGGUCUAUCAACAUAUCAAAAGCCAAUUUGAUCGCACAGCUUUUGUGUCUGUGUCACGGAAUCCCAACGUCAAUAAGAUCCUAGCCAACAUACUUAUUGGAAUUCUCGAGACAAGAAAGCUAUCAUCAGUUCAUCAGAAGCAGCAUAGUGACACAAUAGAAGAUCUAAAGCACAAAACUUUUGAAGAUUGUAAGCUUAUCAGCCUGAUAAGAGAAAACCUACAGAAUAGCAGGUACUUCAUUGUAAUUGAUGAUAUAUGGGAUAAAGCUGCAUGGCGAGACCACCUCCGAUUUGCUUUUCCUGAGAAUAACUCUGCAAGCAGAAUAAUUACAACUACACGCAUCAAUGAUGUAGCUAUAGCUUGUCACUUCUCACAUGAAGAUUUUGUUUAUGCCAUGAAGCCCCUUAGCAGUGAGAACUCUGAGGCAUUAUUUUUUAGAAGAAUCUUUAGCUCCAAGGAGAAAUGCCCCCCUGAAUUGGAAGAAGUUGCUGAUGAUAUACUUAAAAAGUGUGAUGGUUUGCCAUUGGCCAUAGUUAGUAUAGCUAGCCUUUUAUCAUGUAAACCAGUUACGAAGCAGGAGUGGGUAUGGGUGCUGAACUCCUUUGGUUCUACAGUUAUGAAAGAUCAGGGGUCACACGAGUUGGCAGUAGUGAAGAGGAUACUAUUUCUUAGUUACAGUGAUCUACCUCACCACUUAAAGUCUUGUCUUUUGUAUUUAAGCAUUUUCCCUGAGGAUCAUACAAUUACUAGAGAUUUUUUGAUAUCGAGAUGGAUCGCUGAAGGAUUCAUUACUGAACAACGAGGAGAGAGUUUAGAGGAAGUGGGAGAAAAAUAUUUUAAUGAGCUCAUAAAUAGGAAUAUGGUUCAAUCAUUUGAGAUUGACCCUUUUAGUAGAAGAGAGGCCUAUCGGAUGCAUGAUAUCAUGCUUGAUCUUAUGAUAUCUCUGUCUACUGAAGAAAAUUUUGCAACUAUACUGGAUGGUCAGCACUGUGCACCAUCAUCCAACAAGAUUCACCGUUUCUCCCUCCAAUGUAAAAGUGUGGAAAGGAUCACGUGGCUGAGAACCACUAGUUUUUCUCAUGCUCGGUCGCUCUCUGUCUUUGGUGAUUUUAACAAGAUACCCCCUCUUGUGGACCUUGAAGUUUUACGAGUACUAGACCUCUUGAAUUGCUCUAGUUUGAAGGAUGAUCAUAUCGAGAAUAUUGGAAGUUUAUUUCAACUGAGGUAUGUCAGACUUGGAAAUAUUAGCAGGAUACCAAGGCAAAUUGGGAAGCUAAAGCUCUUGCAAACACUGGACCUAAGUGGAACAGCGGUAAAGAAGUUACCUCAAUCUAUUGUUCAACUGCUCCAAUUGGUCCGCCUUUUUCUGCCUUGGCGUGUAGAAUUGCCAAAUGGAAUUGGUAACAUGGAAGCUCUUCAGGUGCUAUCAGUGUUCGAUGGCACUGAAAACACAUCAGCUAUCAUUCAAGAGCUCGGUAACCUAACCAAACUGAAGGAUCUUGAUGUGUACUGGAAUUGCAACGACACAGAAAGUGGUCAUGAAGUGUACAUCAACCAUUUAGUCAGAUCUCUCUGCAAGCUAGGUGGAUUUAACCUUCAGUCUCUUUGUAUUCGGAAUAUAUACCCCUGUUCCUUAGAUAUCUUGGCUGAAUCGUGGUCCCCUCCUCCACGUCAUCUUCAGACAUUUCAGACUGAUAUGGGCUGUUAUUUUUCUAGUCUUCCAACAUGGAUGUCCUCCCUCUCUGAGCUCACCUGCUUAAGAAUACACAUGAAGAAGGUGGGAGAGGAGGAUCUCCAGGUUCUCAAGUGCUUGCCUGCCCUGCUUCGUCUCGAUCUAUACCCAGGGUACCCCAAGCAUACUCUCAAAGUUAGCUGCAGUGGAUUCUCAUGCCUGAAGGAAUUUACUUAUGGUCCAUCCUAUGUUGAUCUGGCUUUGAUCUUGCGUCAUCAGUCAACUAUCAAAAAUGGACUUGGUAUGGGUGUGAUGUUUGAAGCAGGGGCUAUGCCGAAGCUCCAGCAGCUUGAGUUUGGUUUCAACGCACAUGAUAUGGUAUCUGCGUAUGGAGCUGGACUCGAUUUUGGCAUCCAGCACUUUGCCUCCCUCAGGCAUGUUCGUGUCUUCAUCGACUGUAGGGAUGCAAGUGAUUGUGAGAUGGAGGCUGCACUGGCUGCAACCGCUAACUCGGUUUCUCUCCGAGGAAGCUACCACGUUGAAAUUCGUAGAAUUUUAAAGAAUGUGGAAAAUGAUGAGCAGAGCUGACUUGGGACAUCAUACAACAUGGAACUAAACAUAAAGUUUCCAGCCAAAAUCGAGAUGCCAAUAUGGUUUGGUAAUAUAUUAAUCUUCCUCUUAAACCGUCUAUUGUUACAUUGUUCCUUAGCUCUUUCUUUUUCUUGUUUCUGUUUUCAGUUGAAGUAAAAUACUAAAGUGUUUUGGAUACCCAAAUGAUUUCAGGCUGACAAUUUUAGUGGAUGUGCUUGUCAAAAUGGCGGUUUAAUGGCAGUUAGGCAAUACAUGUGGAUGUGCAGACUUUUUUUUUUAAAGAAAAAACUCAUAUUCUUCUAUUAAA
Oryza sativa Japonica Group (Japanese rice) is the source of this 3773-nucleotide messenger RNA. Its product is annotated as disease resistance protein RGA5-like. Gene Ontology annotation, molecular function: ADP binding. Gene Ontology annotation, biological process: defense response to other organism. The record is from RefSeq and is a predicted model, not a curated record. Lineage: Eukaryota; Viridiplantae; Streptophyta; Magnoliopsida; Poales; Poaceae.